UGCGCUCACUCUGCGUGUGUGUCGCACAAGCUGCUUGGGUAAGACGGCUGUGAGUGAGUAGGAUACCGAAACUCUCCAUGCUGUUCCAUUUCUUGAUAAUAUGUUAACUUUCAUUAGGACAUUUUUGGAGGAGUGGCUUUGGAGGGAUGCAUGAAAUAACCGGUCAAUUUAGCGACCUCCCUAGAUCAGCGACUUUUUUUUGGAGCUAAUGCUGCUAGCUUUCAUUGGAAAAAAGCCUGUAACAUGAGGCUGGCUUUACUCUUGCUAGCCUACUUUUAAGUGUGUGCAUGUUUAAACUGAAUGGGAUUCUUUGGUGAUGUUUUGCAGGGAGCAGCAGUUUUUCCUUCGGCUUGUCUUUGUGCAGAGGUAAUGCUGUAUUUGAAUCUCUGUGCUAAGAGCCCCCUGCACUCCUCUCUUCCCUCUGUUCCAGAGCAUGUCCUGAGACCAAAAAUACCGUAAGACAUGUUCCUACACGAUUUUGGCAGACUAUGUCUGUUUGCAUAAUUAAGAUACAGUUUGCACACAUACUUAUAGUGCUCCUUAUUAGCCUAUAUUAACUUCAAUGAAGGCUUUAAUUAAAUAUUUAGCAACAUUUUUGAUUAGAUAUAUUUGUUUUAAUCUCAAACUUGCUGAAAACCAUAAAGAAAGUCAAGACUCAAUUAGGUUUGUUUUCAUCACUCAAGGCAAUGAAAACAAAUAGAAUACACUGUAAAUAAAUGCUUGUUAGUGCUUUGGUAUGAAUUAAAUAAAACCAAACAUAUACUGCAUUUGGUAUGCAGAUUUUUGUACAGGAAGGUACCUCAUUUCAAUUACAAAAAAACAAUAUAUUCAAAGAUGCAUCAUGCAGUGGAUGCCAUCAUAAUUAUCCUGAAAGAUACAUAACGGCUAUGGGUCUCUUUAACAAAUGGCAUCAUUUAAAUCACAAGCCUAAAGUAGCAUCCGUUGGAUUGUGAAAUUAUGCAUCUGUUUUCAGUCUUUCAAAAGAGAUUAUGUGCAUGCAGAAUAUGUCGAGAGAUAUUUCAUUUCUUGGCUCUGCCUUUUUACUCUCCCAAAGGAAACCCCAACAUAUAUGAGAAACAAAAUUAUGUUUAUUUAUUAAAUAUAAUCAAUACAUAAAGAUAUACAGUAUGUUUAAAUAAUAACAUUAUGCAAACAAAUCAGUAUUCACCUCUUAUAACUGUUCAUUCACUUAUUAAAAACUAUUUUCAAUGUGGAUUUUCCCAGCAAAUAUUUUUAAUUUAAAAAGAUGUGAAAGAAACUAGCACACUUUUAAGCUUAUUUAUAAAUAUCUGUGCUGAAUCCAUGCAACAAUUUGGUUUUACAUUAUGUCAAAGUGUACUAAAUUGGGUCACUUAAUUUUGAGUAUUUUCUAUAUGCUUCUGGUGAGCGUGAUUCAUUAAGUGCCAGGAAAAAACUAUUUAUCCAACAAAUUGGACAUCUCCAUCCAGGACAGGUCCCACUGCACCUCUGUCACGUCCUGCUUGGUUGCAGGAAGCUCCACUGCUUGUAGUCGUUCUUUGGAAAACGGCCAACACCUACAGGUGCAAAUCCUUUGGUGCCUUCAUACAAAGUGAAUAAUUAGUGAAGCAUUUUCUAAACUGUCUGAUGACACAAAACAAUAGAACCUAUGAAGUAAAGUGAGCUAAAGGUUAAAAACUAACCUGUAGUGAUAAAGCAGCAAAACAGUUACAGGAAUGAGGAAAAGAAGAAGAACUCCACAGGAAACAAUUACCCAUUUACCGGAGCCUGAUGAAGGGAAUAAAUGAAACGUGUUUGUCCGACAGUAACACAAUUGAACCAGGAACUACAAAUGCUUGUUAUAGUACAGAUAAUUACCCUUUGUUAAGGAAUAACUUGUCAGUAAUACGUUAUUUUGAAUUCCCAGUAAUUAUUAUCAUUUAUUAUUCCUUAUAGUAAAUGAAUGUAUGAACAACACAAAAUGAUGUUACCACUCAUGGAGGCGUCUUUCUCAUCUGUUGAUAUGAAUUAAAAGACAAACAGUUGUUAUUGUUCACCAUAAUAAAUUUGACAGAUAAAACACUAAGCAGAAUAAGAACAAUUAUAGUCAAACGCAUUAAGCCAUUCAGCUGACCUCUGUCUGGACUCACUGAUAACCAAGCUUCUGGACUCUCCAUCUUUCUGUCCUGGGACGCACACUUGUAGAAGCCUUCAUCUUCCUGUGUCACAUUCUCUAAAGUCAUCUUUAUUACUCUGUCUGAACUGGGAGAAGUGAAGAUUUCUGCUCCGUUUCUAAAGAAGAUUGUUUUGCUGAGAUUGCCUGCCCAGUACUUACAAACCAAGACCACUUCAUCACCCUCGAAAACAGGGAAGGGAGGAGUCUUCAAGAUGAUGGCACCAUCUGUGAAAUGGGAAGAAGGAGAAACUGGAUGCCUCGCUGCAGAGGAUGUAGCUGCUGCUCACCAGACACACUGAGCGUGGCUGGCUGGCUGAGGAACUCCACAGAGGAGCUGUUGUUUUCCCAUCGCUUGGCUUGGCACUGGUAGCUGCCUGCGUCCUCCUUCUUUACCGCAGUGAUGGAGUAGCUCUCCCCUGAGACCAGAUAACCACAUCUUGCUCAUUAUCGCUCCAACCCCCGCCCACUCCUCAUCACUCUGCCCCUCCCUCCACCUCCCGUCGCUCCCACAUCAAGCCUCCCUACAUCCACAGGGUUUCUUCCAGGAAGCGUGUCGGGCAGUCGGAUGCUCUGCUGGAAUGCCUGGGAGAGAGACCAUCCUUUUUCUCCAUUUCUGAGAGAGAGAGCGAGAGAGAGAGAGGGGGAGAGAGAGAGCCAGUGGGGAGGAGAGGAGAGGAGGAGGGGUUGCAAAAGGAAAGAGGAUCAGACAUGGCUUCUAAAGAGAUCACUGCUUUUGGUUUCGUAAGUGUGAGCAAAGAUAUCUCAGAAAGCAUCAAGAAGAUUAUCGAUAAAUCAUCCAUCAAGUUUAUUUAUGGAAUCAAGCUUGAUGCCAAAAAUGGAAAAACAGAGGACAGGAUACUGGUCCUCACAACAUGGCGUCUUUAUUUCCUGGCACCGAAGAUUCCCGCUAAGGUGGAAUCCACAUUUAACUUCUUGGAGAUUCGAGCUUUGAAUUCCCACCCUGAUCACCAGGUUAUCAUCGACACUGACAAGACCAGCUACUCCUUGAGGUUUGAGUCACGCGACCACCUCAAUCAUGUGGUCAGCCAUAUUAAUUACGCUCUGUCUCGAAUAUUCAACAACUCCAUUUUUGCCCCUUCCAUAUGUCAUUCAGACAGUGACCUUUCUGAGGGCAGCAGGAAGUAUUCUCCCAGCUCCGAGACUUCAGUGGAAACCCAGAGGGCAUGUGGAGGCUUCUCGGAGACAUACGCCGCUCUGUGCGACUAUAAUGGCAUCAGCUGCAAGGAGGAAGUGCAGUGGGAUGUGGACACCAUCUAUCACUCCCAGGACAGCCGAGAGUUCAAUCUGCUGGACUUCAGCCACCUGGAGAGCAGGGAUUUGGCGGUUAUUGUUGCAUCAAUGGCAUACAACACCUGGUUCACUAAACUGUACUGCAAAGACCUGCGGAUAGGAUCAGAGGUGACUGAGCAGGUCCUGCACACGGUCAGCAAAUCAUCCAGCCUGGAGGAGAUCACUCUGGAGAAUGCAGGGUUGAAAUCAGACUUUCCACAGAAGAUGUCAGCUGCACUUUCAGAGAACCCUUCCUCUGUCAUCCACUCCCUCAACUUGGCCCACAACUCACUGGACAACCAAGGAGUGUCCAACUUAAUCCAGCAGGUGUGUCGCCUCAGCAAGGGUCUUCGUCUCCUCAACCUCUCCAAGACUUCCCUCACCUCCAAAGGAGUAGUUUCCCUCUCUCAGGCUCUGUGCUCCAGUGAUGAGUACUCUAACUCUCUCCUACACCUGGACCUGAGCAAGAACCCCGGGGUACUCUCGGGGGAAGAUUCCUCGAACUUUUAUCUGUUCUUGUCUCAGCCCAACUGCCUGGUCCAUUUGGAUCUGUCAGGCACAGAUUGCUCUGUGGACUCGCUAUUUGGGGCUCUUCUGAGGGGGUGUUGCGCUGAUCUUUCCUUUCUGAAUCUUUCCAAAAAUUCCUUCUCCCACAGGAAAGUGAAGGACACGCUGCCGAUGUUUCGUCAGUUCUUCAGCUCGGCCUUCAGCCUCACUUAUGUCAGCCUGGCCUCUAUGAAGCUGCCCCCUGAUGUUCUGAGAGCUCUCCUAACAGGGUUAACAUCCAAUCCUCAUAUCAAUGACCUUCAUCUCGACAUCAGUGGCUGUGAGCUAAGGUCUGCAGGAGCUGCUGUUAUCCAGGAGCUGUUCCCCAGGGUUUCCUCUAUCGGCACUCUGGAUAUCUCUGACAACGGUCUCGAUGCAGACUUGCUCACAGUACUGCCGGCCCUCUCCAGACACCCCUCCCUCAAACACCUUCACCUGGGCAAGAACUUCAACAUCAAAAACAGGGUUCUAGAUGAAGUCCUGCAGAAGCUGGUGCAACUCAUACAGGAGGAAGAAUGUGCCCUGCUGUCUCUGUCCUUAAUCGACUCACGCCUGCGCUCUCGGGGGACCGUGCUGGUCAACGCCCUGGGCAGCAACACCUGCCUGAAAAAAGUGGACCUGAGCGGGAACCACAUGGACGACAUCGGAGCCAAGAUGCUGAGCAAAGCCCUGCAAAUCAAUACUACACUCAGGAGUGUGACAUGGGAUCGCAACAACACCUCCGCAGCAGGAUUUCUAGAUGUUGCCCGAGCACUUGAACAUAACUUUAUCCUGCAGUACAUGCCUCUACCCCUAAGUGACAUCAGCCAGGCAUACCGCAGCGCCCCCGAGAGGACAGAGCAGGCACUGACCAAGAUCCAGCGCUCUCUUGUGAGGAACAACCAGACUCAGCGCUUCUCUCAGAGGCAGGCUCUGCGGCUGCACCAAGGCCUGGUCACUAGCACUUCCGAACAGGUGAUGGAGCGCCUCUGCGUGCGUGUCCAGCAGCAGGUGUGUGUGUUACGAGGUGUCGGAGAGAUGGAGGAGAUUCAAGCUGCUAAACAAGUGUUAAAAGAGGCCAGGAACUCCCGUGCUCUAUACCCUUCACUGUGUGAGCUGGCUCAUGUGCUGUCUGUGGACGGGCCAGUGCGGCAGAGACUGGACUCUCUGGCUGGAGAACUGGCCAAAGCUGCAGACAAGGAACUGCAGGUGAUCGUGGACUCCAUGGUGUCCCUUUGUCGUGAGCUCUGCCCUAUAUCUUCUUCCGCGGCAGAGAGGCUGAGUCCUCCACUAUCAUCUGUCUCCGAGCGCGUGUCCAUCCCUCGCUCUGCCAUCCGGACAGCUCUGAUGGAAAGAGCGGCGCAGGACAUCCACCGUGCCUUAGAGGAAGUGAAGCUGUCUGUGGUUUCUUAUCUCACAAACUCCAUCGUUGACCAGAUCCUGCAGGAGCUCUACGCUACCCAUAAGACCCUGAAUCGGCAAAUGUCUCAUUUUAAACGCUGGGACGGGACAUGUGAGGAUGGGACGGGCUGGAGGUUCAACAGACACAGAGACUCUCUGGACAUCACAGAUGAGGAGUUCAGCACCAGCAUAGAUACAAUAGCCAUUAAGAAGCGCAGCUCGAGAACAAGACGAAUCCGACCUGUCUCCACCAGGCUGAGCCUCUGUGACGACUCCAGCUCCUCUCCACCCCCAUCUGUGCCAUCAUACUCCUCCCCGCUAUCCCGCUCGGCAUCCUGGGAGGGCUUGUCAGAGCUGCCUACACAGGGUCUGCCACUCCACCAUGUGACACGGGUUAGACCGAGGCCUCCGCGGAGACACAAAGGAGGGCACAUCCCUGCUGAUACUCACUGCAGUGAAAAUGGAGGAAUAAGCCCCCUUGAUGACGGGCUCCCAGAUUUCUAUACCAAAAGGGUGCUCCCUGACAGUCAGCUGUCCUCUCUGCACAAAGCGCACUCGCUGAGGAGGAAAAAGAGGAGAAAUAUGCUGGCCAUCUUCGGUUUUCGCAAGAACCGCAACCAAACUUUGUCCAAUCCGGGGCCGGAGUCUGAAGCAGAGGUUUAUUCAGACGGGUGUCACUUUGUGGCCACAGCACCCACAGGGACGGCCACUGAGAAUGUAUACACACUCCUCCAGCCUCCGAGGUCCUCUGCUAGAGCUGGAUCUCCCGGUGAAGGGGCUGAUGUGAAACCAAGUGAUCACCAGGGGAAAAAUGCUCUAGUUUUAAGUCCGCCAGCAGUGCCGGGCAUCCCUCACCCGGGCAUGGGAGGUAGCAAACACCCCUUCUUUUCUCCCAGAGAGAAAUCUGAAGUGGAUGCUGUGUUUGAACAUCCAUCAGAGUCAGAAAAGUACUGGAUGGAGGACAAACACAGGGCGACAGAUACACUGCACGCAGACAAGCCGUGGGUAGAGGCCAGGCAAGGAGACCAACCAGCAGAGAAACAUGCAGAAAGACAGCGGUUUGAUAGCAGGCCACAAGACCGAACACCCGGAGAGCCGAGGACAAUAGACCGACAAACAGACAGGUACUGGACCGAGAGCAGACACAUGGACAGACAAUGGACUGUUGACAGACACACCCAGCGGCAGAUUGACAGAAAGAUAGAGAGGCAGUGGAUGGGCGGAAGACAGAUAGACCGAUUGUGGUCAGAGAACCGGCCAACAGACUUACAGAUGGAUAACCAGGGGACUGAGAGCAGACAAGGAAGCAAAAAGACAGAGAGACAAGUGCAGACACUUCAUUUGGCUCAAAGGCCGCUGCCUCCGUACCCGUCAGACAGGACGCCUUCGCCAAAACAAGAUAAGGAUCCUCUGAAAAGCUCAGAGGCAGCAGCUCCAGACUGGCAUCAACAGGACAUGCAGGGAGAUAGACAGAUGUGUCCCGACACUGGUGGAGGGCUCACAGAGGGAUGGAGGAGCAGCGGAGGAGGAAGUCGAGCUGCUUCCUGUUUAUCUAAACCCGAUCCCCCGCCACAGAGCAGCAAACCUAUACUGUCCAAACUGAGACCCAGACACCGCCUCGAGAGCGCAGACACUCUACCAGAGGAGGAAAGCGAUGUAGAGAAGGAGUAUGGAAAGAUGGAAAAGAAUGAGAGACAAAAGAGAAGAGACUCGGAGGGUCACCCACCUCCGAUCCCAGAAAAGCCAAAGACGUCGUCGUAUGUAACAUUUCCAAAAGACUCAGCCAAUGAGAGGAACUUACCUCCUCCUCCUGUCCCACCUCCUACUCACAAGCCUCUGCACGGGUUACCAGACCGAGCUGCAAGUCAAGGUGAUGAAGGAUUAAGACCUCAGGCACCAGCGAAACCACAGAGAAACAGAAAGGCCAUGUCUUGUGACGCAGGCACUGACAGGGAAAGCCCUAAUAACGUUGAGAAGCCCCCAAAUCGCAAACCCCCUGUGAAAAAACCUAGACUACCCCAAAACAGAAAUAAGUCACUGGACAUGUCUGACGGCUUCGACUCAGCCUCGGGUCACAGCGAGCUCUUGUGAUUCCCGGAAAAUUCACCCGCCGCUGUCUGGCCAAAGUGUUGUCAUGACAACUAUGGAGCAUUUAAUCCAACGAGGAAACAAAGGACACGAAGAAGGGGAGGGCCAGGGAGAAAAAUGUGUGACAGACAUCAUAAAGCAUCAGCCCCUGUUGAAACACUUCCCUCUUCACUCUGCGUCUCGGUUUUCCUCUCACAUUAAAACUCUUUUUGUGGCUUCAGUAUUUGAACAGUGUUUGCUACUUUAGAAUAACCCAAAUGAUCAUUGUCUUUUGUGUUGGUGGACUGUUGGCCGAGUGUUGGAGAAUAUAGUGGCUUUACCAAACAGAAAAUAAAAAAAUGUCUUUGUUAGAAUGUGAUUUCUUAAAUCUGCAAUGCAUUUUUGACUGCUGAUACAGUGGAUUGCCUUGGUUGACACUUGAAAAAAAAACAAGUUGCUUCUUAUCAGAUGAAACUUGAUGAUUUAUAUCUAGUUUUGCUUUCAGGAACUGAAAGUUAAUAUAUUUUAUAGAGAAAAAAAGUAUUAUGUAUGAGCACCCUCACUGUAUGAAUUAAAAAUGUAUGGAAAAACCAA
Eleginops maclovinus (Patagonian blennie) is the source of this 8011-nucleotide messenger RNA. Its product is annotated as capping protein, Arp2/3 and myosin-I linker protein 3-like. The coding region runs from base 2843 to 7441 and encodes 1532 amino acids. Gene Ontology annotation, biological process: regulation of Arp2/3 complex-mediated actin nucleation; cell migration. Gene Ontology annotation, cellular component: lamellipodium; plasma membrane. Gene Ontology annotation, molecular function: protein binding. The transcript has 43 exons. Lineage: Eukaryota; Metazoa; Chordata; Actinopteri; Perciformes; Eleginopidae. The record is from RefSeq and is a predicted model, not a curated record.